CGCUGUUCUGUCUUCGGAAACUUCUUGGGGUGUUGGUAUACCGCUCAAGUAAUGUGUGGCUUCUUAUAGCGAUAGGAAGACGAUAUUACCUCAUCACAUCGGUUUCUUUGGUUCCUUCGAUGAAACCAAUCUCGUCGUCUCCGUCGCUGGUUACAUGGGGACUCUCCUCCUCCAACCAGCAAGUAUGGCGCAAAACCUGUAGGAGGACUGCACCAAAAACGAUUGGUCUGCAGAAUAGCAACCGGAUACAGCGUCGCUUCAGGAGCCACAUAGCUAAGGAGGGCGAUCAGGCCAGACCGCUUGAGGGUUUCUACGCAGAACUUCUCUCGCAUCCUCUGAGCAAACUGCAAGCCGCCAGCCGGACCCGUCCUGUCCCUCCGCCAUCAGACUCUUCGCCGAGGACCGAAAAAGAGGAAACAUUGGAGGAACCACGAAUUGUCUUUGGAUCGCGUUUAGCGGGCCCUGGGGAGCGCAGAGCGCAGAUUGAUGCUGCGUCCAAAGUUAUCGCAGGAGUCCUAGUCCCGCCAAAGCCGACCGAACCAGACAACUGUUGCAUGUCCGGAUGUGUGAACUGUGUCUGGGACCUAUACCGCGAUGAGAUGGAGGAAUGGGCAGCGAAGGCCGCGGAAGCACGAGCAGCACUGCAGGCCCAAAGACAGGCUGGGAAGGGAACUGGGAUGAUGGCAGCAAGGCCGGGGACUCCUUCGCAUGUGGCGACCAGCAUGGACGAUGAUGGAGGAGGCAGCGAGACCAAUUGGGUAUUGGAAGCAUCGCCUGAGCACUUGUUUGACGAUAUACCCGUCGGAAUAAGGGAGUUUAUGAAGACAGAGAAGAAGCUGAAGCUGAAACAUAGAGCAGAACAAGCUGUGAAUUGAAUGAAAAGAGCGACACCUGAGCAGAUCCUGCCG
Westerdykella ornata is the source of this 908-nucleotide messenger RNA. RefSeq lists its product as uncharacterized. Gene Ontology annotation, cellular component: mitochondrion. Bases 120 to 875 code for a protein of 251 amino acids. NCBI's taxonomy places the organism in Eukaryota, Fungi, Ascomycota, Dothideomycetes, Pleosporales, Sporormiaceae. The record is from RefSeq and is a predicted model, not a curated record. The transcript is spliced from 2 exons.